GUAAGGUAGUGGGCCCGUACGAUCUGCUCGACGGAGUUAGGCAUUGCCGUGACGGCAGGCCAUCAGUACAGGAUGCGGCUGCCCCCGUACCGGCGUGGCCAAAUGGCGUCGCAACAGGAAAAAGGAAUCUGCCUACCCGGCUCGACCUCUCGGGCAUCUGCUACUCUCGGACAGAUUCCCUCUUCCCUCGGGUGCUUUGCUCUGCGCGGCAGAGAGAUCGAACCAGUGGCGGCGGCACAGGCGCUGGGAGAUGCAUUCGAGUUCCUAUCAGAUCUGGUUAACAGAUUCCCUCUUCCCACGUUGGGUGGUGAAUACACGCGGCCGGCGCAGCCGGUUGCAGAUCCGGUGGACGCAGUAGCCGAGUCCAGCAUUGCUGAUGUUGGUGAUGCCUCGCCGGCGCGGCAGCCAGACCUGAACGACGCUUGCGCGUCCAGCAACUUGUUCGCACCGGAUUCAAAACAGUCAAUGUGCAGGGACGACCCGCAGGCACCGUUCUGGACGAAGAGGUGUUUUAUCAUAAUUGCCACACGCAUGUCAAGUCAUAUACUCGUGCCGCCGUUUUGUGUGCACAGGGAGAACAUCACUACCGACUCCGUCAGUGUGAGGCCUACUUCAAGUCAACUGUAAAAGGCGCCCAACAGUGAGUGCCCUUCCGCCUCGCUUCGGUCCUCGACGGUGUGUGCUUGCAUUUUUUUUUCUGAAAGGGAAAAUGCAUUCAAGGGAUGAGGGCAUACCACAGGUUGGUUUAUAGUAGGCGCGUUUGGCUAUGUUUGGCUGUGACAUGGUCUUUCUUUUGUGUUCCUUGAUCUAGUGACUAUUGUUAUGUCGUUUAUAGCAAGAGCAUUUACCAGCAUGGAGAUGAUCUUUUCUAAAUAAUGCAUGUUUCCUUAUGUGCAAGAUAUGGUGGCAUCUCCAUUCAACAUCUUCAAGGUCCAUUGGUUAUCGUGCCACAACUGUGUCAUACGUUUAGUAAUUUCAAAUUAUUUUCACUAUUGAACCGGGGUAAGAUCUGCUUGUACCAAACCCGGCCCAGCAAAGAAAAUUUAUUAGGUUGGCGAGAUUUUUUUUUUUUGAGGAAUGAGGGCUCUAUAAAUUAAACAUGUGAAACUGCAUUUCGUGGGAUUUCCUUUAUGACAUGCUUAGUGCUCUUGCCGGCACGCCCUUGCGGUUGUCCUCGCGGUCACCACGAUGAAGGUUUCUGGGCGCCAACCGUAGCCUCCCAGUGUGUGCGCAGUUGAAGGCUUGGUUGGGUGCGCGUGGCAUCAUCUGCGUCGGCCUCCCGCUAUGCAAUAACAGAGAUAAGCCUGGUGUUGCUUUGCAUUUGGUGGAUAUUAUUGGAUCCGACUUAGGAUUUGUUUUUGUGUAUUUGCAUGUGGACUAUCCCAAAAAAAUCUAUGAAACGUGGAAGGGUGAGGUUAAGUUUGCGUGUAAAUCUCAAUCAGAAGUACAUAUUCAGUGAUAUUCAUUACAUGAUAAUAAUCGGGGUUUUUUUUCGAAGAAUGACAGUAAUGUUUCAUUGAGCCAUGCAGCAAACAGAGCAACCUCGAUGAUUCAGGUGUGUAGAACCUGAACCGCUCACCGGCGUUCUGUCCACGGCUUAGGUGACUACGUUACUGCCGCAGUACGGGCAUGUGAGAAUGGCUAGAGCGACAAUAUCUUGGGCCUGGUUUGCUUUCGGCAUCUCAUACGACUAGAAGUGGCCGUUCCGAGUCCCCAUGUAUGCAUAUGAUGUUUGCGGACGCGACGCCAGGGCUUAGGGCCAAUUCUUUUGGACGGCUUAAAAAAUAAGCUACCUCUCCCUAGCUUAAAAAAUAAACCGGUCCCAAAAAAAUUUGAGGCUUUUAAAUUAGUUAUCCCAUAACUAGUUCAAAAGCCCCAAUGAAUAAUGGAUACGGCUUAUGAGAAAAGCUGGGGAGGAGGCGGCUUAUUUUUUAAGCCGCCAAAAGAACUGGCAGGCGCCGCAGCCGUGGCCGCCAGGGAAUGUUUGUUCCCCUCGUCUUCGGCUGCCAUCUUGGCACUAAGAGGUCAUGGGACCUCGCAUCUUCAAGAGUUGUACGUUUUUCGUCAUCGUCUAUUGAUCAUCGUUUUUGUAAGAAUAAAUUUGCUUUUGUUCUUUUGGCGGUGCCAUGAUAUUAUAGAGUUUUCUGUUCUCACGGAUCCGACUCUUCAGAUCUGGUGAAUUUACAUUGGUGUGACCAUUUUUUUUGUUGGUUUGAUUCUUUGUGAAGUUGAAAUCUUUCAUCGACAUCGUGGUGAAGAUAUUGUGAUUCGACGGCCUGCACUUUUUUAGGGAAUCAUCCCAGCCUCAAGAAACGUCUACUUUGCAUAUUCGACGGGCUUGACUAGAGAACCCUUUCCUCCUCCACAAGAAACGUCUCCUUCCUCCUCCCGUCGGCGCCGCCGUAGAUCCGCCCCGCCUCCGAUGGCCUUUGGCCUAUGGAGGUGCGGAGGAUCUCGGCCCCCCGCCGGCGGGAGGGACCCCGUUCUUGUUUUUGCUAGGUUGAACGUCUUGGUUGGGGCUGUUUGGCGGCGGCGAUGUCCCUCCGUAGCAAUAAUGUCUCCCACGUCCUAUCUCCGCCCCGAUGGUGCGAAUAGCGUUGUCGGAGGAUGUGUGGAGGUGUGUCUCCGUCGGAUCUCAUGGGAUUCGGUCGGUGCUGGUCUUCGGUGGAUCUCUUUGGAUCCAGUUUUUGUUUGUCUUCGUUCGUGUGGUUCCAGGUUUGAUCUUUCCAAUCUACAACUCUCUUCAUCGGCGAUGGUUGCUGCUCCGGUGUGUUGGUCCUUUGGGGCCUUAGCACGACGACUUCCCGACUGUCUACUACAACAAGGUUUGCCCGGCUCCGGUGAUGGAGGGGUGAUGACGGCGGCGCGCCUUCGGCUCGCUCCAGUGCUUGUAGUCGUCGCUAGGUGGUUCAUAGACCUAGUUGUAAUUUUUAUUACCUCUUGUGUUCUCUGUACUGCCAUGAUUGAUGAAUAGAUUGGAAAUUUCUCUCGCAAAAAAAAUAAAGGCUUUUCAUCUUUUUGGAUGGACGACUCAAGGCGUUUUCAAAAACUAUUAUUGAUAAUGUUCGUGUGGGUGAAAUAGUGACAAGCACGUUGCUUCGGUCCAAUUGCAGUCUUUUUACCGAAGUCUUUGAAGCAUUUUUCCUAGCAGAGCUUGAUACCGUGAAGGUGUUUUCAAGAGAUUUUAUUAUAGUUCUUAGUCAUAAUAGUUAUUUUGUAUUUUGUUAGAUUUUAGAUAUGAAUCAGUGUAUAUAAAAUUACAUGUGUUUCUCAAAAAAAAGUGGCUGUUCCAGGAAUUCAAGUUUGUGAUGUCAUUUAAACUUGUGAUGUCAAACACAUAUAUAUUGACAAACUUUAUACUACCAUCUUUUGCACAA
Triticum aestivum (bread wheat) is the source of this 3377-nucleotide messenger RNA. RefSeq lists its product as uncharacterized. Bases 73 to 627 code for a protein of 184 amino acids. Lineage: Eukaryota; Viridiplantae; Streptophyta; Magnoliopsida; Poales; Poaceae. The transcript is spliced from 3 exons. The record is from RefSeq and is a predicted model, not a curated record.